Triticum turgidum subsp. durum (durum wheat) is the source of this 1206-nucleotide messenger RNA. The record is from the annotation of a GenBank genome assembly. Lineage: Eukaryota; Viridiplantae; Streptophyta; Magnoliopsida; Poales; Poaceae.
AUGCAGAGCGCGGCGGCCAUCGGGCUCCUCCGGCCAUGCGCCGCGCGGCCCAUCCUCAAGAGCCCUAGCCCCGGGGCCGCCCGCCUCCCGGCCUCCCGCACGGCCCUCCGCCUCCCCGCCGCCGCGCCCCGCGCGGGCCUCGUGGCGGCGGCGGGGCUCGGCCGCAUCGGGCUCGUGCCGGCGUCGCCUGAGCAGGAGAAGAGGAGCGACUGCCUCGUGGCCGCCGCGGCCGCGGGGAAGGCGUCGGCGGGCGAGGAGGCCGGGGAGGAAAGCGGAGCAGCGCUCGCCAAGACGCUCCAGCUCGGCGUCUUCUUCGGGCUCUGGUACCUCUUCAACAUCUACUUCAACAUCUACAACAAGCAGGUCCUCAAGGUUUUUCCUUAUCCCAUAAACAUCACAACAGUUCAGUUUGCUGUUGGAACUACGAUUUCCUUGUUUAUGUGGGCCACGGGUAUCCUUAAAAGACCAAAGAUUUCCGGUGCACAGCUUCUUGCUAUCCUCCCUUUGGCUAUUGUCCAUACCAUGGGCAAUCUUUUCACCAACAUGAGCCUUGGGAAGGUUGCAGUGUCAUUUACACAUACAAUCAAGGCCAUGGAGCCUUUCUUCUCAGUUCUACUUUCUGCAAUGUUCCUUGGCGAGCUGCCUACUCCUUGGGUUGUUUUGUCUCUUCUUCCUAUUGUUGGUGGUGUGGCAUUGGCAUCUAUUUCUGAAGCUUCUUUUAACUGGGCUGGAUUUUUGAGUGCAAUGGCUUCAAAUGUGACCUUCCAGUCAAGGAAUGUCCUCAGCAAGAAGCUUAUGCUGAAGAAAGAGGCAUCUCUGGACAACAUCAAUCUCUUCUCGAUUAUUACAGUCAUGUCAUUCUUCCUUCUAGCUCCUGUAACCUUGUUGACCGAAGGUGUUAAGGUCACUCCUACUUAUCUGCAGUCUGCUGGUCUGAACUUACAACAAGUGUACACAAGGUCUUUGAUUGCCGCAUUCUGUUUCCAUGCAUACCAACAGGUGUCAUACAUGAUCCUCGCAAGGGUGUCACCAGUUACCCAUUCGGUAGGUAACUGCGUCAAGCGUGUGGUGGUCAUUGUUACAUCUGUUCUGUUCUUCAAGACUCCUGUGUCUCCAAUCAACUCUAUCGGAACCGCGAUCGCUCUUGCGGGAGUUUUCCUGUACUCACAACUGAAGAGACUUCAGCCCAAGCCCAAGGCUGCUUGA